This is a messenger RNA of Prunus armeniaca (apricot), 285 nucleotides long. The record is from the annotation of a GenBank genome assembly. NCBI's taxonomy places the organism in Eukaryota, Viridiplantae, Streptophyta, Magnoliopsida, Rosales, Rosaceae.
AUGCAACAUGCAUCGAAAAGUGCACUUGUAGUAGCAGGUUGGCAUCGAAUGAGCUAUACCUUUGCUGAUCAAUCUUACAUCUCAGCAGAGCUUGAGAGGCACAUUCGCAAACUUCAUGCCAUCGUUGGAAAUGCCGUGACUGGAGGAAGAUACAUUGUUUUUGGUGCUGGCUCAACCCAACUUCUCAAUGCUGCAGUUCAUGCACUGUCUUCCCAUAAUUCAAGCUCCUUCUCCUCGCCUGCAAGUGUUGUAGCUUCAAUUCCUUAUUACAAUGUGGGAUCCUAA